GAGAGGGGAUGGGAGACGCGUCGCAUGAGCGUCGGCUCUGGUUCUCCAAGGGUCUUUGGGGGUUUGGCUAGAGGAGGCGCGUUGCAGUCUGACCCCUCCAUACCACCUGUGUGGAUGACCACUUCAACCUCAUCCGACAGCGUUUAAGAACCACGGUUACUCAAAGACGGAGAUGGGCGUAAUUUCAGUGGAGAACAUGUUAGAGGAGUCAAUGGUGCUUUCGAGACACCUGUCCGUGGAUCGAUAUGAGCAAGAGCUCGGCUGCGAGAGGGUGGUUAUCAACAUUUCAGGUUUGCGAUUCGAAACUCAACUAAAAACUUUCAAUCAGUUUCCCAAAACGUUGCUCGGGGACCGGAGAAAGAGGAUGCGUUACUUUGACCCACUGAGGAACGAGUAUUUUUUCGACAGAAACCGACCCAGCUUUGAUGCCAUUCUCUAUUAUUACCAGUCGGGAGGGCGCAUCAGGAGACCUGUUAACGUGCCCAUUGACAUCUUCUCUGAGGAGAUCAAUUUCUAUCAACUCGGGGAAGAGGCUAUGGAAAAAUUCCGGGAGGAUGAAGGAUUCAUAAAAGAAGAGGAACGUGUUUUACCAGAUAAUGAAUUCCAAAAGCAGGUUUGGCUUUUGUUUGAGUACCCUGAAAGCUCUGGGCCAGCUAGGGGAAUAGCCAUAGUCUCCGUGCUUGUCAUUUUAAUCUCAAUUGUUAUAUUCUGUUUGGAGACCUUGCCUGAGUUUCGGGAUGACAGAGACCCUGUCACUGUGGCACUUACAGUCAACGGGACGGCCUCCUACCACGUAAAUCCAUUCACCGACCCUUUCUUUGUGAUAGAGACACUUUGCAUAAUAUGGUUCUCUUUUGAGUUGCUGGUCAGGUUCUUCGCGUGCCCCAGCAAAUCCACGUUCUCAAAAAACAUAAUGAACAUAAUCGACAUUGUCGCCAUAUUUCCCUACUUUAUCACUUUGGGGACAGAACUGGCUGAGAAGCAGGGUAACGGUCAGCAAGCCAUGUCCCUGGCCAUUCUCAGAGUGAUAAGGCUCGUGAGAGUCUUUCGCAUCUUCAAGCUCUCCAGGCACUCUAAGGGGCUACAGAUUUUAGGGCAGACACUAAAGGCCAGCAUGAGGGAACUUGGACUGUUGAUAUUUUUCCUUUUUAUUGGAGUUAUCCUUUUCUCAAGUGCUGUUUACUUUGCUGAGGCCGAUGACCCGUCAUCCAGUUUUACAAGCAUCCCAGAUGCGUUUUGGUGGGCUGUGGUCACCAUGACUACUGUCGGAUAUGGAGACAUGCACCCUGUGACCAUUGGUGGCAAAAUUGUUGGGUCAUUGUGUGCUAUUGCCGGAGUGUUAACUAUUGCUCUCCCUGUGCCAGUUAUUGUCUCCAACUUCAAUUACUUUUACCAUAGGGAGACUGAUGGAGAAGAGCACGCACAGUACUUGCAUGUCAGCAGCUGCGAGCACCUACCCUCAGCCACAGAUGAGCUGAAAAGGACUCGUAGCACCUCAUCUCUGGGCAAGUCGGAAUAUAUAGAGGAGGGCAUCAACAGUGGGUAUAAACAGCCCAACUUCACAAAUGAGAAUAACCAAAACUGCGUGAACAUCAAAAAGAUAUUUACGGAUGUGUAAACGCUUUCACUUUAUAUGGAGUAUGACGAUAGAUAGAAUACAGUUGCAACGACUAUUUUUUUCUAUGAUGGCUAAUCGUGACGUGUCGGUGCGUACUAUAUCUGCCAGGUGGCGUGUGCACCGCUAUAGUGCACCAGACAGGUUCAACCGUACUGUGAUCGUUCGAUUCGUCCUUGAGUCAAAAAUAGGUGUUGAUGUUCGGUAGUUCGUUAGGUUGUAAGUGUUGCAUAUUUACCCCCCGAAUCUAAACAGAGUUGUUGUGGUUUUUUUAGGGGGAAAGUUCAGUUAUCAGUGUUCAGUGUUCUUGUCAUGAAUAUCAAUAUAAUCUACAAUGUC
Molecule: messenger RNA, 1954 nt
Organism: Oncorhynchus masou masou (cherry salmon)
Lineage: Eukaryota; Metazoa; Chordata; Actinopteri; Salmoniformes; Salmonidae
Product: potassium voltage-gated channel subfamily A member 3-like
Exons: 1
Coding region: 173-1618 (481 amino acids)
Biological process (GO): protein homooligomerization; potassium ion transmembrane transport
Cellular component (GO): membrane; voltage-gated potassium channel complex
Molecular function (GO): protein binding; delayed rectifier potassium channel activity
Source: RefSeq, a predicted model, not a curated record